AUGGAUUCGAUACGCCAGAACGGCCAUGUCCAGCAGCAGCAGCCUUUCCCAUAUGGCACUGCUACUCCUGCUCCGACAGAUAAUACCAACUUCAAUACGGUUCAGUUCUCAGACCCGUGGAAGGGAGGGGCUAAUCCUAAUCCCGCUGCAUAUGCUGGAAUGAACAAUGCGGCAUCUAUGGCCGCCGCUCAGGGCGAUCUGGGAGGGCUUAAGCAACCACUCCGACAGAAUAGUGUGUCUUCAUCCUUCGAUCAGCUUUCGCUGAAUUUGCCAACUACAAGAUCACUUCCCUCACAGAACAUCUAUCAAACAGAUUUCAUGCCUGCUACUGCUGGUUUCCCUACAACCUAUGCCGAACAGGCAUCCACUGCUGCUCCAACCGCCAGGGCUACAUCAAAUUAUGCCAUGAAUGGAUACGGUUCCUAUGACCAAACUGUCAAGAAUAACUUGUAUAGCCUCCCACCCUCCCUCAACGAAGACCGAAGAUUGUCUCAUCCUUCACUUUUGUCUUCUGCUGGAAUCAUGGACUCACCUUUGGAACCUCUCCGGCAAAGACAAUCGUCUUUGGUAGAUUAUACUAGACCAGGAGUCACAGCGGGCUCAUACCACACCGCUGAUACUCUCGAUGCUUCUCGAGGAAUGCUUGCAUUGGGCCAAGGAGCUACUCGAUUCAAUCUUCCACACGUUGGUGGCCAUCGGACUUCCAGCUCAGCAGCAUCCACAAACAGCUACUAUCCUCAGUCGACAAGCUCUUCGAUUUCCUCUGCUAGUUCUUAUCCCUACUACUCUGGAUCUAUGGACUCCGCUGGGACAGACAUUACAGCUAUAUCUGAAAUGUAUGAUGGACGUCAUAGUCUGCCUACUCUGCCUCGUCCUGGGCAUCUUCUUGGAGGUCACCACCACCUUUAUGGUCACCAAAGCGGCCAAGCCGCCAUGAUGGGACAGUUUAACAGCCGAGUUCAAUCCAACACUACUAAGAAGCACAAAUGCAAGAUUUGUGACAAGAGAUUUACUCGUCCAUCUUCGCUCCAGACUCAUAUGUAUAGUCACACCGGAGAAAAACCAUUUGCCUGCGAAGUUGAAGGCUGCGGACGACAGUUCUCGGUCGUUUCAAACCUUCGUCGACACAGAAAAGUUCACAAGCCUAACAGCUCUGAUACUGAGACCAUUAGCAAUGCCGGCAGCGUUUGA
Orbilia oligospora ATCC 24927 is the source of this 1191-nucleotide messenger RNA. RefSeq lists its product as uncharacterized. Bases 1 to 1191 code for a protein of 396 amino acids. The record is from RefSeq and is a predicted model, not a curated record. Gene Ontology annotation, cellular component: nucleus. Gene Ontology annotation, molecular function: RNA polymerase II cis-regulatory region sequence-specific DNA binding; DNA-binding transcription factor activity, RNA polymerase II-specific. The transcript has 2 exons. Gene Ontology annotation, biological process: regulation of transcription by RNA polymerase II. NCBI's taxonomy places the organism in Eukaryota, Fungi, Ascomycota, Orbiliomycetes, Orbiliales, Orbiliaceae.